Aspergillus versicolor CBS 583.65 is the source of this 2550-nucleotide messenger RNA. RefSeq names its product putative sterol glucosyltransferase. Lineage: Eukaryota; Fungi; Ascomycota; Eurotiomycetes; Eurotiales; Aspergillaceae. Gene Ontology annotation, molecular function: hexosyltransferase activity; UDP-glycosyltransferase activity. The record is from RefSeq and is a predicted model, not a curated record. Gene Ontology annotation, biological process: carbohydrate metabolic process. The coding region runs from base 1 to 2550 and encodes 849 amino acids. The transcript is spliced from 7 exons.
AUGACAUAUCCCCCACAUCGUAGUGAUGAAUCGGUGGAGCUGCCCGGGGGAGGUCGCGCGUCAGCGGGAGCUUCCCCGCCAUACUCAGCUUUUGUGGAAGAUGAAUUAACCAGAGAAGCCGGCAGUUUGCAAGCCAAUGGUCGCGUCGAUAUCAAUUUGGAAUCCGAGGUCGCCAGGACACUCGCCGAGAUAAUCGACUUCCAACAAGAGGAUCUUCAGAGUCCGCCGCCCGGCUACAUCGACACUCCUUCCACACAGGUCCGGUCCUGUCAAUUCAAACUUAAUAUAGUUAUACAGAUUGUGGGAAGCAGGGGCGACGUGCAGCCGUUCAUUGCGCUCGGAACUGCGUUAAAGAAUGAUGGUCACCGAAUCCGUAUUGCAACACAUGAUGUAUUUGCAGACUUCGUUCGUGGAUCAGGGCUGGAAUUCUUCCCUAUUGGCGGGGAUCCGGCCCAGCUCAUGGCAUUCAUGGUCAAGAACCCUGGCUUAAUACCGCAGAUGAGGACAUUGCGCGAGGGCGAAGUCCGUAAGAAGCAAAGCAUGGUAGCGACAAUGCUUGACGGGUGUUGGAGAUCUUGUGUUGAUGAUGAUCCCCUAAUACAAUGUCCUUUUGUGGCAGAUGCAAUCAUUGCUAACCCGCCUAGCUUCGCCCAUAUUCACUGUGCGCAGGCACUGGGCAUCCCUGUUCACUUAAUGUUUACCAUGCCAUGGAGCAGUACCAAGGCUUUUCCACACCCGCUUGCGAACUUGAGUCCAUCAUCAAUGAAUCCCACCACGGCAAAUUGGGUUUCAUAUGGAGUGGUGGAGGUGUUGACCUGGCAAGGCCUAGGCGAUGUUAUUAAUCGAUGGCGCGUUUCGAUAGGCUUGGGGCCUAUCCCUGCAACGCAAGGGCCUCGCUUGGCUGAAGCCUUAAAGAUUCCUUUCACCUACUGUUGGUCCCCUGCACUGAUGCCAAAGGCCGAGGACUGGCCAUCUCAUAUUGAUGUCUGUGGAUUUUUCUUCAGAGAAGCCCAGGCAUAUAACCCGCCAGCUGAACUGGAAGAAUUCUUGAACUCUGGUCCCUCUCCGAUCUACAUUGGCUUUGGCAGCAUUGUGGCCGACAAUCCUCAGAGACUUAUCGACACGGUCCUUGAAGCAGUCUCGAUGGCUGGAGUCCGUGCUAUCAUAUCUAGAGGAUGGAGCGGAAUGUCCGGAAACACCGACAGGAAUAUAUGUUAUAUAGAUGACUGUCCACAUGAGUGGUUAUUCCAGCAUGUGGCUGCUGUUGUCCACCAUGGUGGUGCAGGGACAACCGCCUGCGGUCUGAGAAAUGGACGACCAACUGUCGUAGUGCCGUUCUUUGGAGACCAACCCUUUUGGGGCCAUAUAAUUGCCAGAUCUGGUGCUGGUCCUAGCCCGCUACCUUAUGCGUCACUCACAAGCCAGGAUCUGGCAGCCUCCAUUGAAUUCUGCUUCACCUCUAAGGCCAGGGCUGCUGCCGGAAAUAUUGCAGAAAGAAUGCAGACAGAGCGUGGCGUGACGGCAGCCGUGGAAUCAUUCUACACUCAUCUACCUUUAGAUAAGAUGAGAUGCAGUGUGAUGCCCAACCAAGCAGCGGUUUGGACAUUCCGAAAGGGCAAGCGUAAGUUCAACUUAUCGAAAGCAGCAGCCAAUAUAUUGGUGGAGAAUAUGAAGAUAGAGGAGAAACAACUUCAGUGUUACGAAACCAACCCUAUUUUCAUUGAGAACCGCCGCUGGGAUCCAUUAACAGGUGUUUUAUCUGCCUCUCUCGCAACCGGAUCCAACAUGUUACUCUCCACAGGGCAGAUGAUAUACAAUCCCUACAAGGAAUACAGACGUACUCGCUCACGAAGGCCAUCAGGAGAAGAAGGGAGGGUGCGCUCACAGUCUGUGCCUACAACCAGGGCUUCAGGCAACUACUCACGGAGCCCUGAAGCAGGUGACUUACACAUCCAGACUCGCAGAACGGAUGUUUCGGAGCAUAGCAGUAACCAGACCACCAGGUCAUUAGCUACAGCAGGGAAUAUGACUUCCGCGACAAUGAAAGGAUUUGGGAAAUUCACUGCCACGUAUUUCAAAGGAGUGAUGGUGGACAUUCCCCAUGCGGCAGCCGAAGGUUUCCGACAGGUGCCUAAACUAUACGGGGAACAGCCAAGGGAAUACGGCACGGUUAAAGAUUGGAAAUCCGGGGCUAUGUUUGGUGGCAGGAAUUUUGUUGAUGGUAUGAGCGAUGGCUUUUCGGGGCUCUUGACGCACCCUGUCAAGGGUGCUAAAGAGCAGGGGGUGACUGGGGCAGCCAAGGGAUUGAUGAGAGGGACGAUUGGACUGGCCACAAAGGCCCCUUCAGCUGGAGUAGGAUUGGUGGCCUACCCAAUGCAUGGGAUAACCAAGAGCAUUGAGACGGCGAUUACAUCAAAGGAUCGAAGAGAUCUUGUUUAUGCGCGUCUCAGAGAUGGUUCAUACUAUACGGAGGGUAUGGGAAUUACAGCCCAAGAACAAUACAGGGUCAUUGAACGGUUUGAGAUGCUCCUACGCACUGAAAAUGCGUAA